This is a messenger RNA of Ostrea edulis (European flat oyster), 2531 nucleotides long. RefSeq names its product eukaryotic translation initiation factor 2-alpha kinase 1-like. NCBI's taxonomy places the organism in Eukaryota, Metazoa, Mollusca, Bivalvia, Ostreida, Ostreidae. Bases 244 to 2343 code for a protein of 699 amino acids. The transcript is spliced from 17 exons. Gene Ontology annotation, molecular function: ATP binding; protein kinase activity. Gene Ontology annotation, biological process: protein phosphorylation. The record is from RefSeq and is a predicted model, not a curated record.
GAUCGGGUUCGAAGUGUAGAAAAUAAAUACUCGAAUAUUCUCGACGGCAAUCUCCAAUCGGAACUCCUUGGAUGUCUCCUACGACAUUGCAUUGGAUUGGAGUUGUCAGUGGACCAAGUUACUCUAGACCAAAGGAGAACCAGCUGGUCAUGAGAACUGUUGAGGACAGUAUGUGGAUAAAGAUUUGGACAGUUCACCUUCAUUUCUUGAUAUCAGGAAAACUUGUGUCAGUGUGAGGAGAAAAUGGAACAGAAUAAAGGUUUACAUACCCAUUCACCUUUACCUACACAGAGAUUGUUCCGACUUGGAAAUAGAGCAAGCAUCAAGAUUGACAAAUAUGAUGAAGAACCAGACUCAUCACAGUCCAAUGUGGACAUGACAGGCAAGGAAUCAAUGUCGGGAAAAACAGAGAAUGGCAAACACGGAAAUGUACUUCCAAGCCGGGUCCCUUCUCAUCUGCUCAUGAUCUCCAUACUGGAACACCUGUGUCUGAUGUAUGCACAGGAUUCUGAAAAAGGGAAGCAACUUUUUCAGGUCAUCUCUGAGCAGCUUGUUCGACAUCAAUAUGUCUCCCCCUUCACUGUGUUGGAUGAGAUGAAGAGCAUCAGAGCACAAUACCGCUAUUUUAUGAAUCACAUUCUGAAGGCUGCCAUGUUAAAAGUCUCACAGACUACUGCAUUACCAAGUACAUGUAAUUCCAGUCAAGACAUUCCUAAUGGCAGUUUACAUGGAAUUCAUCGUGAGAUGUCUUUUAUGUCUACCGAAGAAAUGCUGCAAAUGCAGACAUCUAGAUACCGGACAGAAUUCACAGAGAUGGGCAAAAUUGGCAAAGGAGGUUUUGGUUCAGUAUACAAGGCCAAACACAACCUGGACGGGAGGAUGUAUGCCAUAAAGAGGAUCAAGUUCAAGCAUUCUAAACCUGAAGUCUGGAUGAGGGUUUUGAGAGAAGUGAAAGCUUUAGCAAAUUUACAACAUGGAAACAUUGUGGGAUAUAAUGCAGCCUGGCUUGAAUAUGAAAGGAACUUUGAUGCUGAUUGUGGUAGUACCACCUUGUCUUCUCCAGCUGAUCUCAGUUUCCAGCCUAGAGAUAAAGAGACAGAUGACAGUGUAGUGUUUGCAGCCUCAGGAGCUAGUGAGGGAGUAAACUUCGUAGUGCAGAACAAUGUCUCUGUUUCAACGUCACAUAACUUAUACAGGGGCCUUUUUGUGGAGGAACUAGAUAUCAGUGAGACAGGAAGUGUCUGUAAAGCAUGUCUACUGAAUGACAAGAGUAGUGAUGAUGCAGGCAGUCUCCAGAUUGGAUUGGUGAAAAAGCCACCCAAACAUAGUUGUGCCAAGAAAUUUUUUGAGUCUGAAUUCACAGGAAAUUACUCUUCUUUGCAAGCAACAGAGACGUUUGAUAGAGGGCAGGCAUGGGAUGUUGUAGAUUCUAAUAGAAGGUUUUGGAAUAGGCAGCUAAAAGUGAAACGAAGUAUUAGUUAUGAUCACAUGCCAUUUCUUGAAGAAAAAGACGAGACUUCUCAAAAGUUUGAAAUCAAUGUUAGUUUGUUUAUACAAAUGGAACUGUGCAGCCUUACAUUGAAAGAUUGGCUUCAGCAGCGAAAUCAAAAGUGUUCAAAUCAGAUUGACCAACAAUAUUACUUGAUAUACAACAUGAAGAUAUUUAAGCAGAUUCUCAAAGGAGUGGAGUUCAUACACAACAAUGGACUUAUUCACAGGGAUUUAAAGCCCAGAAAUAUUUUCCUACAUGAGCCGGAGUUGCAUGUGAAGAUAGGUGACUUUGGCCUUGCAAAAGAUGACCUUGUGAAAGGUUCAGAUGAUGUUCUACUGACACCAUCUCCAGUGGAUUUAUACGACGAGUUCAUGUGGGAGAAGCAUACCUCAGGAGUGGGAACCUCGACUUACGCAGCACCCGAGCAAUUGGAGGGAACCUUGUACGAUUAUAAGAGUGAUGUAUACAGCUUGGGUGUCAUACUAUUUGAAAUGUUCCAUACAUUUCAAACAGAAAUGGAGAAAUUUCACUGUAUGGAUCAACUCAGGAAAAAUAGGGAACUAGAUCAAGAAUUCCUGCAUGAAUGGCCCCUACAUGCCAGCUUUGUGAAAAGAAUGACUUCCACUCAUCCCAGUGAGAGGCCCUCUGUUAGAGAGAUAUUGGACAGUGAAUUGUUUCUCACCAAAGACCAGGUAAUUCAGAAUCUCAGGCAGUCUUUGAAAGACAAGGAUGAAGAAAUUCGAAAAUUGAAAGCAAAGAUAGAAGAACAAGAUAAGAGAUUAAUCGGGCUUGAUACAGACUUUGGAAAAGUACCUAAUAUUAAGACUGAUUUGUGUGAUGAUGAAAAUUGACUGCAAAUGUGUGUUGUUGCUGGUCAAGUAUUUAAGGUAGUGCAAAGCACUGAACAUGAAUAAUUUGAGAUUACUGCUGUGACUUGGAGAGGAAUCUGCAUGAGUGUCAUGUGUAUGUUUUUUAUAGUACAAGUUACACCUUUUUUUUCUGAACUGUAUACAAAUGUUAAUAAAUCCAUUUUUGUUGA